Messenger RNA from Rhineura floridana, 6831 nucleotides. RefSeq names its product REL proto-oncogene, NF-kB subunit (gene REL). Bases 307 to 2148 code for a protein of 613 amino acids. The record is from RefSeq and is a predicted model, not a curated record. Gene Ontology annotation, molecular function: RNA polymerase II cis-regulatory region sequence-specific DNA binding; DNA-binding transcription factor activity, RNA polymerase II-specific. The transcript has 11 exons. Gene Ontology annotation, cellular component: cytoplasm. Gene Ontology annotation, biological process: canonical NF-kappaB signal transduction; cellular response to stress; regulation of transcription by RNA polymerase II. Lineage: Eukaryota; Metazoa; Chordata; Lepidosauria; Squamata; Rhineuridae.
GUCUGCAGCAGCAGUGGGGAGCAGACAGCAUUCAGGGAGGGAAGACUUUUUUAAAAAAUAAUUUCUUUCCUGUUCGUGGGCCCCCGGGAUUACUUCACGGCCCCCUCGGGGUCACAGCCCCCAGGUUGGGAACCACUGCGCUAGACUCCAAAGCAUCCUCUCUCUGCCUCUUGAAGCAUGUUAUGAGAUGAUAAUCUGAGCGUAUUGCACAUAUGGGCAAGAUUAGUGAACAGGAGGCUGCUUAAGGAACUGAGGACUUAAAAAAAACUGGUGUGCGAAUGCAGAGAACUGAAGCUAAGUUUGGAAAUGAGACAUUCAACGUUGGAUGAUUCAGGACAGAAAAAUGCAAAUGGUCAUGAGCCGUACAUUGAAAUAUACGAACAGCCUAAACAGAGAGGAAUGCGUUUCCGGUACCAGUGUGAAGGGCGAUCAGCAGGCAGCAUUCCAGGAGAACACAGCACCGAUAUAAACCGAACUUUCCCAUCUAUACAGCUUUUUAACUACUUUGGGAAAGUAAAAAUCAGAGUAAUCUUGGUAACCAAGAGUGAGCCCUAUAGGCCUCAUCCCCACCGGCUGGUUGGAAAAGACUGCGAAAAUGGUUUCUAUGAAGCUGAAUUUGGGGCAUCGCGAAGAGUUCUGAUUUUUCAGAACUUGGGCAUUCAGUGUGUGAAGAAGAGAGAGCUGAAGGACUCCAUCUUCUCCCGAAUUGCAAAGAAGAUCAACCCCUUCUCUGUAUCUGAAGAGCAGCUGCUGGCUGUUGAAGAGUAUGACCUCAAUGUGGUGAGGCUCUGCUGCCAAGCUUUCCUACCUGACAAACAUGGCAAUUUCAUUAUACCUCUAGCUCCGGUUGUCUCCAACCCCAUUUAUGACAACCGAGCUCCCAAUUCAGCAGAACUGAGAAUCUGCCGUGUGAACAAAAAUUGCGGAAGUGUGAAAGGAGGAGAUGAAAUCUUCCUUCUGUGUGACAAAGUUCAGAAAGAUGACAUUGAAGUCAUAUUUGUCAUGAAUGAAUGGGAAGCCAAAGGGAUUUUCUCUCAAGCUGACGUGCAUCGCCAAGUCGCCAUUGUCUUUAGGACCCCUGCCUUUUACAAAGACAUCUCGGAGCCGGUGGCUGUGAAGAUGCAGCUGCGGAGGCCUUCAGAUCAAGAAGUCAGUGACCCUAUGGACUUCAGAUACCUGCCGGAGGAAAAAGAUCCUUAUGGUCAUAAGGCAAAAAAGCAGAGAUCACCAAUAGCUUUACAGAAGCUCAUCCAAGACUGUGGUCCUUAUGAGAGGCCUAAACUUGCUGUGUUCCAGAAUGCUACUGGUGAAGCAAAGAUGAUUAAGAAAGAACUGAAUGUGUAUCAUUCCCAAAUGGAAACGGUCCUCCCACUGCAGAGAACACCUGUGAAUACGCUUCCAGUGCAGCCUUAUUAUUCCUCUUCCACUAACAGUCUCAGUUCCAGUGGGUGCCCUGCCCCGUCUUCACAAAUGAUAGGGCUCAUUAAGCAGGAUGCAGCUCUGCCGUCCUGCUGGCAUUCUUCUACUUCCUCCCUUCCUCCCUUCCUGCAACAAGGCAAUUUUUGGGGGGACGCACUGCACUCCAGCAUGCAGAAUGGUGGUUCUCCAUCACCAGGGCAAGAAAGUAGCCAGAACUGGACCGGUCAAAAGGAUGGGAGCAUCUACAGGGCAUACUAUGGUGCAACAAAUGGCCAAGGGUCAUCAUCAUCAACAGCAUCAAUGUCUCAGCAAGACAUGCUGAAUGUCUCCAGUGCUGCUGCUAGCCAGCCUGUUUGUCCCAUCAAUGUCACAACUGCCAAUGGCAUCAGCAUGGAGAUGGAAGAUAGCAGAUGCUCAAGGGUCACGUUGGAAAAAGCGUCCUUCACUCAAGUUUUAAAUCCAAGCGAUCACAGGAGACAAGUCCAGCCAGUAUCACAUCCUGGCACAUCAGUGGCAGCUUCGAGCAGCAUAUCUUUGAGUUCUGUGUCCAAUGCUUUUGAGACGAUGCCCUUCCAUUAUCUGGAGAGCCUCACUGAAUCAAGACUGCCUAGCAACCCUGCUGUUCAGAACCCAAUAAAUUCAUCCAAUAACCAGUACUUUAGUACCUACAGCAGCCAAGACGAAGAGUUCCUUAAUUCCUUUGAGGGCAAUUUUGAUGCCAUACUUUAAAGCUUUAAAUAGUAACUAGAUCAGAUUGUUGCUCAGGUAGACAAUGAUUUCUUUCAGUAAGAGGAUUAGCUUUUGAUAUGACUGUUGUGGGAAAGUAGUAUUCCUUCUCAAGGCACUAGUAUAUACUAGGAUUUAAACAAUGCCAUGGCAGUUUUAGGAUUAGUGAUUGUGGGGGAAUCCGUUGGGACUGGAUAGUUUCUUGACUUUGCUUUGUACAAAGCACUCCGUGCUUAUAUUCUUGUGCUGCUGAAAACAGUGGAUGGAGAGGGUUUAUUUAAUUUUUUAAAUUAUAUUUUGGUACAUUUUCUCUAUACAGACUCUUGGUUAAACCACAUUCAGUCGUGCCAAUGAGUGCUACCAUCUUUUUUCUUUUUGUUCUCUGGCCUUGAUGCAUCCCAUCCAAGGGUGCUGCACAGGGCCAAUCUGAGACAAAAUGGCAUCCCAGGCAAGGCAAAGCUUUGGCACUCCCCCUCCAUUUGUCUAACUUUUGAACACCUUUUUUAAAAAUUGCAGUUCUAGCCCAUUUCACAACUUUCAUACGCAAUUCGCAAGCAUGAUUUAUCGCUGGCAUUUUAAGAUGACAAUUUUGCACAUAGGGAUCUAAUGACAAUCGCUCUCAUGCACAUUGUUUGUUGACUGGAGCACUGAUGUAUUAAGUUUUCCAGCAAUUCUUUUUUUUUUUAAGGCAAACAUUCAUGCAACAUUGAAGACAAACUGUACUAUUUUUGCUUCAGUGAAUAGUUGAGUAGAGAGCCUAUGCUUAACACAUCCCAUACCUGUUGCCUGGGUCUUCUGCCCGAGUCCUCAUUUGGUGCUGUUUUUUGGUGGUGCUCAGUCCCUGCCACCUACUGUCCUUUCUUGUUUCAGACUACAAUCAUGAGUGCCUAGUUCAGUGGCAGAGCAUCUGCUUUGCAUUCAGAAGGUCCCUGCUUUAACCCCUGACAUCUUCAAGUAUGGCUAGGAAUGUCCAGUAUCUGAAACUCUGGAGAGUUCCUGCCAGUCAGUGUAGGCAGUGCUGAACUAGAUAGACCAUUAGUCUGACUUGGUAUCCAGUGUUCCUAUGGCUCCCAGUCCAUUUCUAGUCUUGCACAACUAUGGACACCAACGAAGACGCAUCUAGGAUCUGGAUAGGCAUGUGGAUGCUCAACUAGACAUACAUCUGCAUCUGUAUCAGCUUGGCUUAGAGGCCUCCUCCUGCGUGCAGAUCUCCUUGGCUGGAUUUGGGAAACAUCCCUUUGGCCUGACUGUGUAUGCUCAAGCGGCUGAAUGAUCCUCCUGCCUGAUGACAUUUGAAAAAGCAGCCAAGCCCAGUCACUUCUCUUUUUUAUACGAUUGCAAGCUCAGUGCUUUCGUUAUUUUUCUCACAAGCUCAACAUUUUUAAAAGGAACAAUUGUGGCAUCUCUGUCUCUCUGUUUUACACAACCUGGACCUGUGUGGUCUCUGAAAGGACAAAUGUGUAUUUUAUUUUAUUUUUUUAAGCUGGCGCUCUGGAGCGAAGCAGAGGCCUUUCAGAUAAGUGUGAUGUAUGGCAAUCUUGUUUUCACAUCCCUUUCAAAUGUUACUGCUGCUGCGAUCAGCUUCUUCUUGAAGUUGACCACACUUCUUGUGCUGGCCACAUAGACUCCUCAUUCAAAUGCCAGCAUGUUGAUAAAAGUACUUUGACUAAAUUCCUGUAGAUGUGGAUUAAUCUCUGGUCCAGUAGCGACUUGACCGUUGGAAUGGGGGAACCAAAGGCUGUUAGAUGUGCUGGUUAUGCCACUCUGCCAUAUAACUGGGAAAAGGGUCUCCUAUUCUGGAGCCUGGGCCAGAGUAGAAUCUGCAUGGAGGCAACACCAAGAAGCUGAACAGCACUUACUGAUAGACCUGCUGCUGGCUAAAACUACAGAUGGACUCUUCUUUUUCUUUUACUGGGGCCAUGUCUUUACAUGCACAAACUUUAUCUAUGCAUCCAUACUCAUGAUAGAACACAUAUUUGACAAUAAGAAAAUCCAAGGUCCCAUAUGACAAGCUCUUAGGUUCCAGGGCUUGUGUUGGUGGUUGGGAGGCAUAUUGUUGAACUCUUGGAGAGAUGCUGAGCUAGAUUCUGUACUGAAAUCCCAACAACCCUUCUGCAAUGCAGUUAUGCAGCUUAUAUGCAACUCUCUCUGAAUGUAGAAACAGCUCUAAGGAUCUGCCAUGUGGGUCAUACCACUUUAUUCCACCAAUAUAUAUUAGUCUUUCUUCUCUCAAUAAUAAUCACAGAAGAAAGACAUUUUGUGAAAGGAAGCACUCCUGUUUGAUAAGGAUACAGGUUGCCGAAUCUUCAAAUCCUCUUGAUUCCUAGCCUUUUUGAGGGCAGGAUUAUGUGCUUUUACCAUGUAAGGGCUGUUACAGAUAAUGCAAUUUUGUUGGGGUGGCAACAUUUAGGUUGCACUCCUGUGCACUUAGUUUGGAGCAAGUCCCUUUGAACUCACUGGAUCUUACUUAACAAAUAGAUAUGCAUAGGAUUUCACUGUUAACUUGGUUAAUUAAUUGACUGAACCACAUAUGCUUAAUUAUUGUCUAGGAUUUCUUUAACCAGGUGACAUCCCUAUAUGUUACCAUGUGACUACUGAAAUAGAAGCUAGUAUCUUGGUUACUGUUUUGUGAACUGUCUCUGACUCAGAAUAGUUACCUUAAUUUACUCAAUAUGAACUCUGUAUGUUUUUUUAGUUUCCCACUUUCUGUAAGAUUGACGUUAAGCACUGAUAUUUUGUCCACAAUUGUAUAUUAUUUUGUUUGUUUGCAUUUAGGCAAAUCUACAUUUAGAUAAUAGUAAUGACUAUGUCAUUGUGAAUUUUUCUUUUUUGGAAAAAAAAAUCAAAAGUCACCUUUAAAAAGUGUAGCAAUAUUUUUUAAAAUUGAAAUUUCCAGAAUUCUCACAUUGAGGAGAACACUCUUGCCACAAGUAUGAGGAUGCUGUAUUUUGUUGUUGUUGUUUCUAAAUUAGUGCAGUCAGUAUUCAAAAAAAGAUGAUGAUGAACAAGCUUUUAUCCCCCGGAAUUUCCUCGCACUGUGAAAAGCCCCCCCCCUUGUGAAAAGAUUGCAAGGGUGGAGACAUGUUCGUAUGGACCCCCAAGCUCCAUGGGAUGCAGACCCUUCUCUGUUUUUAGUGGUGCUCCUAAAGCAGGUUGAUGAGUUAGUAUAGAAAAAGUUGGUACAAACAAAGGUUGUAAAAAAAGUAGGUGGGAUUCUCACUUAACUCAGGUGUGUGUACGAAAUACACACGUGCUCUUGAAUGGCAGUUAUGUGCAUUUUACAUCACAUUCCUCUUUAGGUGGUGAGUCGCUGGAGUACCUGCUCUUGUGCAUUAGAGCAGCCUUUCCCAACCAGUGUGCCUCCAAAUGUUGUUGGACCACAACUCCCAUCAGCCUCAGCCAGCAUUGCCAGUGGUCAGGAAGAUGGGAGUUGUAGUCCAACAACAUCUAGAGGCACACUGGUUGGGAAAGGCUGGAAUAGAGAGUACACCAAAUAUACAUUCAUGUGCUCUUUACACUCAAUGAGGCACGCAUGUAUCUUGUACAGAAGCUUAGGGGUGAGUUGCCAGUUAGCAGAAACCAAAGUAUUCGAGCUUUGAUGAAUUAUGGGCCAGGGUAACCCAGUCCUCUCACCUUCUGUGUAGCAGGUAGUAGCAGGGGACUGGAUGGGGCCCCUGGCGCUGGGAGCAGGCCUUGCCCUAUGACAGAAGCGUUUCUGGGGAUGAGGAAGCAGCAGACAAGGGGCUCUGCCCCGGUGAAAACAUGUAGCAAAACAAGGUUUACAGCAGUAGUUCCCAAAGUGUUUUUCCCCGUGGACCACUUGUAACUCAACAUUGGUCUCGGUGGACAGCAUAAAUGAUUUUUCCGCCUAGUAUAGUAACUGUGAUGUGCUGUGUUAGAUGAUGUAUAGCUUUUAAUUGUAUUUUUGUCGCUGCUUUUAUUUCUUACAUUGUAACUUGCUGUAUUACAAUUUGAAUUCCAUUGAAUAAAACACAAUAUAAGAAAUAAAAGCCGCAAUAAAAAUGCAGUUAACAAUUGAAACGACUCUCGAAUGCAGACAUGCUACAGGCCGCCUGGAUGAAGCUGGUGGACCACUGAUGGUCCACAGAACAGAGUUGGUGAACUGCUGGUUUAGAGGAUAAGCUUAGAACAGGAGUAGGGAACUCCUCCCAGCCAGUGGGCCAGAUCCAUGUUUCCCUCAAUCCCCAUGGGCCAAGUGUGACAGGUGGGUGGGGCUGCCCACCACCUGACAUCACAAUGGCGUCAGGUGACCCUCUCCCUCCUCCCCCUCCAGGCUGACUUUCAGGCUUGCGAAGCACCAUGAACUGAGCUAUGCAAGCCUCUGAUGAGCAUAGUGCCUCGCCAAAUCCUUCUGACCCAGCCAUGUCUUCCUCUGCCUCACACCUAAUGUCAUUUCUGUCAGGUAUAGAGCAGGUAGGCAUGGCUUGACCAAAUCUCCCCUUGCGGGUCAAAUGGGAAGGUUGGGUAGGCCUCAUAAGACUCAUGGGCUGGAGGUUCUAUAACCCCAUAGUUUAGCCGCAAGAUGGAUAGCAUGGAUAGCUGUUAGCAAUAAAAGAAACAAGAAUUCCUGGCAGCUCACUCAGAAAAUUACUUUUGUGCAGUUCAAAAUUUAAAGUUCUCAUGUUAUUGACUUACAGUUAUUGUUUAAGAGGUAUUACAUUUUUA